CUGUCAUUGGCCCAUAGCCAUUGCCAAUUCCUUCUCUUUUCCUUAUAUAUCAUUCUUCUCUUCCCCUGUUUUUCUAAAACUGAAAUUUCAGUAUUCUCUCUUCUUCUUUUUUUCUCUUUAAAACAAAACAUCAAACAGUUGGUGUGCAUAAAUGGAGAUAGAGGUGAUGAUGCCAUCUCCGGCGCCGGUGGAUUUCAACGUCGAUAGUGGUUGUACUACUCCUUACAUGAGUGCUCCGUCAAGUCCUCCACGUGCUGCCACGUUGUUUUACAGUGCACCAGCUAGUCCUACUCGGAUUUCCCCUCUUUACGAUGAAUUCAAUUGGGAAGAAAUCCCAAAAGAGAAAGAUAACCCAGAUGAAGAUGAUGAAGAUUUUGCUUUUGAUUUCAGUGGGCAAUUGGAAAGGAUUUCUUUAUCUGCAGCUGAUGAGCUCUUUGAUUGCGGAAAGAUCAAACCUUUGAAACCACCCCCACGGUUUCAGUAUGAAGGAAAACACAUCGAUUCUCCAAAAUCACCGAAGAAAUUGUUCAAGGAAACAUUUUCCCCUCGACACAAGAAGAAGGAUUUUGACCCAUUUGUUGCAGCUUUUCAAAAACAGAGUCGAACAGAGGACCCACAAAAGAUUUCAAAAAUGGGAAGAAAUCAGAAUCUGGACAAGAGCAAAGAAUUGAGAGUUUCCGACUUAUUAUUUGAUCACGAAAGCAGUCAAGACAACACGAAAAAAUCCGCCUCUGUUUCGUCAUCUUCUUCUUCCUCUUCCUCCUCUUCGUCUUCUUCAGUUUCUUCUAUGAUCUCACUCUGGUCCAAAAAAUGGAAAAUCAAAGACUUGUUGCUAUUCAGAAGUUCUUCAGAAGGUCGACCAAGUAGUACAGAACAAUUAAACAAAUAUGAAUUGUUGAAGAAAACCCAUGAAGAAGAUGUUAAAAAUUCGAGCUUUAGAUCAACAGGAAGUGUGAGAUCAAGAAAAAAAGGACCCGUUUCUGCCCAUGAAUUGCAUUACACAAUGAACAGAGCAAUAUCAGAAGAGAUGAAGAAGAAAACAUUUUUACCAUACAAACAGGGCUUAUUGGGUUGCUUAGGCUUCAAUGCAGCGCUGCAGGAUUCUGUUUCUAAAAGUGUCGCUAAUUCUAUGUCUAUGACUCGUCGUUAAUACUUCACAUUCUGUAAUUUUUUCCCCUUAAUUUUGUUACUCAUUUGAUCAUUUUCCUCUUGGAAAAUUAAUUUGUUACAUAUAUAUUUCUCUCUGGAAAAAUAUUUUUAAAAUACAAAACA
Messenger RNA from Solanum dulcamara, 1272 nucleotides. RefSeq lists its product as uncharacterized. The coding region runs from base 152 to 1150 and encodes 332 amino acids. Lineage: Eukaryota; Viridiplantae; Streptophyta; Magnoliopsida; Solanales; Solanaceae. The transcript has a single exon. The record is from RefSeq and is a predicted model, not a curated record.